AUGCCGGAAAUAGCAGAAGUUGCGCGCAUAGUGCACUACAUCCGCAAACACCUGGUCGGCAAGACGCUCUCCAAAGUCAUCGCAGCGGACGAUGCCAACGUCUACGGCAAGGUCGGCACCAGCGGCGCCGAGUUCCAAAAGGCCCUCGCUGGAAAGAAGAUCGGGGGUGCGGGUCAGCAAGGGAAAUACUUCUGGUUUGUUAUGGACAAACCGCCGCACCCGUUGAUGCACUUUGGGAUGACGGGAUGGCUGAAGAUUAAAAGCGAGGAUACAUACUACUACAGAAAGAAAGAGGGCGAGGAAGAGGAGGAGGAGGAAGAGGAAUGGCCGCCACGAUUUUGGAAGUUUCAUCUUGCGACCAAGGAGGAACCGCAGGUCGAGGCGGCGUUUGUGGAUUCGAGACGGUUUGCUAGAAUUCGCUUGUUGGAUUGCAAAGCAGAUGAGAUUCGCAGCAUUAGUCCGCUGAAAGACAAUGGACCAGAUCCGGUCGUGGAUAAAGACCUAGUCACCGUGGAUUGGCUGUUGGACUUGUGUCGAAGGAAGAAGAUACCCAUCAAAGCGUUGCUGCUGGACCAGGCGAACAUAAGUGGGAUCGGCAACUGGGUGGGUGAUGAGAUCAUGUAUCAUGCGAAGAUGCACCCAGAGCAGUACAGCAACACUUUGUCCGAGGAACAGAUCACGCAGCUGCAUGAAUCGAUCCAUUACAUUUGUGGCAAAGCGGUGGACCUGUUAGCAGACUCUGACCGAUAUCCUGAGAACUGGCUCUUCAAGCACAGGUGGGGCAAGGGUAAGAAGGACGCACCCAAGUCUUUGCCGAACGGCGAGAAGAUUACAUUUCUGACAGUCGGCGGUCGCACGAGCGCUGUCGUACCCUCUGUGCAAAAGAAGACUGGUCCGGUAGCAAAGGAGAUGAGUGAGGCGGAGAGUGGCGGAGAAGCUCAGGACAAGAAGCCAAAGAGCAAUGGUGCUAAGGUGGGCAACAAGAGGAAGAGUAAGGAUGAAGACCAGAAAGAUGCGGUGGUGGAUGUUGAGACUACGGGCGUCAAUGGAGUGGCGAAGAAGACACCACCAGCUAAGCGGCAGAGGAAAUCUAAAUUCAAGGAGGAGCUGAGUGAAGAGGAUGUGCCAGUAGCAGAUGCCACUGUGAAGGGCAAGAAGGUAAAGGUAGAGGGUCGACAAGAGGCCAUGGAGCCAGCCGGCAAAGAGGCCAAGGCGGGCAAGGCGGGCAAGGCGAAGAAGAUAGCUGCGAAGGCAUCAGCAAUUGCUCCAGGAGGGAAAAGAAGGUCAGGACGACUAAGUAGAGGUUGA
Endocarpon pusillum Z07020 is the source of this 1308-nucleotide messenger RNA. RefSeq lists its product as uncharacterized. The record is from RefSeq and is a predicted model, not a curated record. Gene Ontology annotation, molecular function: zinc ion binding; DNA-(apurinic or apyrimidinic site) endonuclease activity; DNA N-glycosylase activity. The coding region runs from base 1 to 1308 and encodes 435 amino acids. NCBI's taxonomy places the organism in Eukaryota, Fungi, Ascomycota, Eurotiomycetes, Verrucariales, Verrucariaceae. Gene Ontology annotation, biological process: base-excision repair. Gene Ontology annotation, cellular component: nucleus. The transcript has a single exon.